Pomacea canaliculata is the source of this 5131-nucleotide messenger RNA. RefSeq names its product hillarin-like. The coding region runs from base 2147 to 4525 and encodes 792 amino acids. The record is from RefSeq and is a predicted model, not a curated record. The transcript has 13 exons. NCBI's taxonomy places the organism in Eukaryota, Metazoa, Mollusca, Gastropoda, Architaenioglossa, Ampullariidae.
AAAAAUCUUGGUCUGUUUAUUUUAAGUCACUGUUUCUCCAAAACAGGCUUCACUGAACUUUUGACCCUGGCAGCUCUGUUUCGUUUGACACAUGUAUGGUGAUCUUUACUAAGCUUCGCACAACACAUUUGUGCAGCAGUCCAGACUUGUUUUCGUUCACUUUAAUCAUAAAUGUCGCAAAAAAAGAAGAUACUCAUAGAUUACAAUUGAUAGACACCGCGUGGUCUCGUGCGUGGCAAGCUCGCGUGCAAGUCCUCGAUGGUGUCUAUGGACGCUCCAUUGUCUUCACCUGGUGGUGCCCUGGGAAGUCUGGCAAAGUGACAGAACAGUUUUUAGUUUUCCAGGCUUUGCCUUCUUGCUGACAUCAAACUGCGAUUAAAGUCACUGCAUUCUAUGGCUUCGCGCCAUCGAAAAGUUUACUUUAAAACAAGUUCGUUCCCAUCAGAAUUCCAAUUUCAUGACAAAUAAUACAUUCCACUGUUGGGAUUGCGAAAUAUUUAUGAAUAUUAACUGCUAAUUUUAAACAGUGGGGGUAGCAUAUUAUUCCAGAAUACCUAUGCUGUAGUUUUAUCGCUCACAGUGCAAAUAUCUUUAGGAAGAAAAUUGAUGGCAAUGUACAUCCAAAGACACUUUUAGACAGCAACUUCUUAAUAGUUAAGCGUCCGUAAAGGGUUUCUGCUAUCAGUUGUCGGCUACAUUUAUUUCAGAAUUCUCCCCGAAAAAAAUCCAAGCAACCAACUUUAUGCACCAUCCUUCUGUACUGACGGUACACUCGAGCAAUGCUGUGCUCGGUAUAUUGGAAAGAGGGAACAGUGCACUUGAUAAAGGUUGCCAAAAAAAAAAAAAAAAAAAAAAAGAAAGAAAAGAAAAGAGAAAAAACAGGUCAAUAAUGUAACUGUAUGAAAACGAUCAUCGAAGAUAGCAAAAUAUUUUGUCAGCGGCACUUGCGAUAUAGGAAAAGACACCUAAACAUUGGUAUCAACGGUACAACUUCUUCUCAUCCCCUUCGUCAAAAGAUACAAGGCACACAAUGCUGAUGUUUUACAAUUUUCCUUUUAUGAAACAUUGAUAUGUAUACACAUAUAUAUUUCCAAAAUGUAUAACAACGAGAAAUUACAAAUUGACAUUUACGUUUCCUUAUUUACAGCUCUGAAGUCGCAAAGGUGGGAAUGUUAUUUAGACAGUGAGAGCCGCCUAAAAUCGAUCUUUCACCUGUAGAGGAAUCGACCUUUCACCUGUAGAGGAAUCGAUCUCUAACCUGUAGAGGGAUCGAUCUUUCAACUGUAUAGGAAUCGAUCUUUCAACUGUACGGUGGGUGAUUUAGCGAGAGGUGACCUUACCGCUGUGCACAGUCUAGUUUAUGGUAUGUAUGUUCAAGGUGCACACACACUUAGAUAAGAAAUACCUAUUGUCCAGCUGGUCUCUUGCCAAACUUUCGCACCUGGAUGAUAAGGGACAGGUAGAACUACUUCUACUUUCGUCUGGCGCAAUGUGAAGGUGUGAGAAACUCUGUAGUCGCCGCUUUUGAUGUGCAAACGGCCAUGCCGCCAUAGGUGUGGGAGUAACCGCCGGCUUCGACUGACUGCGUGAUGUAAAGUUAAUGAACAAAAAAUCCCAGUCUGAAAGGCUUUUAUCCCCUGCUUUGGUUCCCUACAAGAAAAAUCCCAUAAUUUGAAAGACUUGGGAUCGACAGCGGUGACUGAAUAUGAUACUAAAGUUCAGCUUCCUCGUCAUUGGCAGUAAUAUAGCAAGAAAGCAAGCAAGCAAACAGGGAUAGAGGAGGGGAACGGCCAGGGGUUCGAGUUUCACCGAGUCAAAGCCAAUUCUUGAAUUUUUUUUCCCCCGACAUCUAUCUCGAGCAAGCUAGAGAUGUCUGGCGGCCGCUGAAAAUUCUUCAGGAGCCCAGAUGCACGAGGUGACUUGCUGAGGUCACGAUGUCAUGACCGAGGUCCGUGAGCAGCUUUGGAAGCAGUUGCAUGCCUUCCUCGGUGCACGCGGACUGCUCGCAAUUUCUGGAAGGAUCGCCUGCACGAGAGAUGUAUGAGAAAAGCGGAAAGUGGUAAAUGAGCAAACGUCUGACAGAAGAUAAAAUAAAAAGUUAAUAACAUAGGCGUCUCACAUCUCUGCUGGAACCUGGCAGUGAAAAAUGAAUAUCACGAACUCCCUAUGGGAACCGCUCCCGAGUUACCCCCCGCUGAGGCCUCCUGAAGUCCGGAAGGAAGAAAUUUUCAAGGAAGAAGAUUAUGCAACCGUUGACUUGAGAGCAAGAAUGGCGCCAGCUACACUGAACACGAGCUUCGAAAAGCUUCUGAACUACCUCGUGCACGACUUGACCACAGACCUGCAGAAGGUGAGGUCGAUCUUCUGUUGGAUGGGGGCGCAGAGAGUUGGAACCAGGCAGGUAAUGAACAAUGACCUGAGCCCUGGCAGCCCCGAAUACCUGACAAAAAAGGCGUACAUGAGCGGGAGAAUGGUCGGGGAGCUGUUUGCCACCCUGUGUAGGAAAGCAGGUGUUCCAUGCAUCCUGGUGAGAGGAAAAGGCAAGGGGUCGUCCUACGAGGUCGGCGACCAGCACAUAUCGGGAAGGAACACCUGGGCAGUUGUCUUCCUUGAAGGCAGCUGGAGAUUUGUCUUCCCACACUGGGCGUUCAUCGGCCUGAAUGCCUUCAGCACAGGACACUGGACACUGGUAGAGGACAGCGGCAAACCCGCUAGGGACCGGCCCAGCGCAAGCGACGGUGUUUUAGAAGCUUAUGUAGACGAGUUCUGGUUUCUGACCAAUCCAGACGUGAUGAACUGUAUCUGCCACCCGGACCAUGCUGAGUACCAGCUUCUGACCUCACCCUGGACAGAGAAGCAAUUCUUCUCCUUACCCUUUUAUCAAAAAGAAUACUUUUCAUCCGGAUGGAAACUUUUAAGCCCGGACUCGUGCGUCGUGGAAGCGAAGGACGGCAAAUGCUGCAUCAGUUUCCAAAGUCCCACGGGUGGAGAUAGCAGACUGGACUACAGGCUUUACUUCGACGAAAAACCACCCGAGAGAAAAUUUCCUGACGAGAUUCAAACUGAGCAUUACGUUAACAGAUUAAAGCAAGGAGAGAGGUUGAUGUCGCUGCUCGUUAAGCUACCCUUGCCUGGCGCUUAUCAGCUGGAAGUGAUCGGCAUUCACGACAACCAACGGUGCCAUCUUGUCAACUUCCGCCUGACCUGCCAGUCCGUGCCCCUUGACACUAGGCCGUUUCCUAGCAACCCUGACAUAGGCUACGGCUACGACGACACGGCGCGGUCGGCAGGGCUGUCUGACCCCUCCCACACGGACGGCCUUGUGGUAGUGUCCAGUGGCCAGGCCAUCGACUUCAGCUUCAAGGCGCAGCCCACGCUGGACGUCAGGCCGAAGCUCGUGCACAGGGAUCGCUCCCGCGAGGACCUGCGAGAUCACGUUUCGCUCUCGAGGACAGAGGACAAGGCCACGGUGACAGCGAGGCUGCCCGACGAUGAUGCCAGCCCAGAGUACGCGCUGGAGAUUGACGUCCUCAAACCACGUGACAGAAAACAGGAGAAUGGUGUUUCAACUUCAUGGCGCUCAGCCGGGGAAGAUGUUGACGGCCCGAUCAACAGGCCUGAAGAAAAAGAGUCCGUCAACGUCCUCAACUACUUGUUAACGUGUGAUCAGGACCUGAAUGUUGUCACCAAAGACGAACGGAAACAGCUGCUGCGAGACGUUAACGACGCACUGGAGAAAGGUGACUCCAUGCAGCUGGAGAGGGCUGUGUUUCGGUACAAGACUGCAGGCAUAUCAGACCUGGUGACGGAAGAAAAGAUUCUAGAAAAACAGCACAAGUAUGAGAGGAUUCGUGCAGAGGUGGUUGAAGCAGCCAAGUCCAAGGACAUAGAUCGCCAAGACAACGCCAUCAGAACUUGCGUUGCCUACAACCUCGAGGACAGAGGUGACAUCGGAAUGGCAAAGGAAAUGCUGAAGACACUGUGUGGAACCGUGGUUUACAAAGCCAUUGAAAGCUGCCAAAGGGGGGAGCUGCAAAAUGUUCUGAAGCGAGUGUCCUGUACAUGCGUGGGGGAAGCCGUUCAAACGGCGGCCUGUUACAAGGACGGUUUGCAGAUGUACGAGGAGCUGCGCCCGCUGGAUGAAAGCAGAGAGGAAAUAUCAACUCUUACGCAAGAAGACAAAAUUUCCCUAUGUAAACCCCCAAAACCAAUUCUUGAUGUCAUAUCUGCCACACUUAUCCUCCUUGGGGAGACUGAGGACGACCUUAAGUCUUGGCGGACUGUGUGGGGGAAACUUAACGGAGGGGAAGACCAAGAACCACUGUUUACUCGUAUGGCGAAAUACGACGACACUCGCCUGACUCAACAGCAAGUGCAGCGAGCAGUCGCCAUCUUAGAUCGUUGGUCUGGGGCGUUCGACGACAACUUGGUUGCUAGAAAGCUGUAUCUUUGGUGUACUAGAACGGUUGAGGUGUACCGGCUAAGACGGGAUCUCGGCUGCAGAAGAAUGAACGAAAAUCUUUAGAGUAUAGUACGAAAAUAGAAAAAAGACAGUCUUUAAGUGUUGAUGUUCUAAAUGUUUAUUGUGGGGAUUUAUUCUCAUCGCUUAUGUUAAACUGUUAUAUUGCAUGAUUCCAGUGUGUGUGCCGGCUUGAAAAUGAAAGGUAGCGAGUAACGAAAAGUAAUAACAAUGAAUUAGUUCUUUAUGAAUUCUUUAUAAACUUCAUUAUCUGUAGUAAUCAUCUUUUUAUACAUAUGAUGUAUAUAAUUUCAAGCAUAACUCCAUGUGUUAGCAUCGCCUAGAGUACCUACAUUUGUGUGCCAUGUCAGUCGAAUGUUUCAUGUGUCAGAUAAAUAUGUGUGUAUAUAUAGAUAUAUAUCCAAUUAAUACAUUACAUACUUACCACAUGUUGCUUAAAGGAAACAGUGUUUUGUGCAAAAGUAGAAUAGACAUUGCAUUUGUAUUAAAUAAAAUUUAUUACUCUGUUUAUUGCUCAACAAAUGCAGUUGUUUUAUGUUCAUUUAUAGUGGAUAUACUAUAUCCUCUCUCUCACACACAUAUGUUUAAACAAAACCAGGCAUGCACUCACACAAAAAGACAUUUAUCUGCUUAUUUCUCUUAAUAAGGUUG